Messenger RNA from Salarias fasciatus (jewelled blenny), 1558 nucleotides. RefSeq names its product small nuclear ribonucleoprotein 35 (U11/U12) (gene snrnp35). NCBI's taxonomy places the organism in Eukaryota, Metazoa, Chordata, Actinopteri, Blenniiformes, Blenniidae. Gene Ontology annotation, biological process: mRNA splicing, via spliceosome. Gene Ontology annotation, cellular component: precatalytic spliceosome; U12-type spliceosomal complex. The record is from RefSeq and is a predicted model, not a curated record. The coding region runs from base 80 to 778 and encodes 232 amino acids. The transcript has a single exon. Gene Ontology annotation, molecular function: mRNA binding; snRNA binding.
AGUUGGUCUCUCGCUGUAGGUAAACAUGGCGUAACUGCAGACGAUUUUUAAAAGAGCAGACCCGCUCUUUCUGGUGAAAAUGGUCGACUGGAACCGGAUCGCGAAGGUGUACGACCCGCUGAAGGCGGGCAGCAUCGACGGGACGGAUGUGGAGCCUCACGACCGGGCGGUGUGGCGCGCGAUGGGCGCGCGCUACAAGCCCAACAAGGGCGUCGUGGGCGACCCGCUGCUGACGCUUUUCGUAUCGCGUUUGAACCCCCAGACGACCGAGGAGAAACUGCACCAAGUGUUCGCUAAGUUCGGGGACAUCCAGCGGCUCCGGCUCGUCCGGGACAUCGUUACCGGCUUCUCCAAAUGUUACGCCUUCGUGGAGUACAAGGAGGAGCGGUCGGUGGUUCGAGCCCGCCGCGACGCCAACAAGCUGCUGGUCGACCAGCACGAGGUGUUUGUGGACUUCGAACAGGAGAGGACGCUCAAUGGGUGGGUGCCGAGGCGGCUCGGAGGCGGACUGGGAGGGAAGAAGGAGUCCGGGCAGCUGCGGUUCGGGGGCAGGGACAGGCCUUUCCGCAAGCCCAUUAACCUCGGUGCCGGCCCGGAGCAGCAGCGCGGAGGCGGAGGGAGGGACUGGGACAGAGGGGACCGGAGAGACCGGGAGGGAGGGGACCGGUACCGAGAGGCGGACUGGGGCAGCAGAGACAGGAGAGAUGAUCGGCACAGAGGCAGAGAGAGGGAGGACCACCGGUAUAGAGACAGGAGCAGACACCGGGACCGCAGAUGAAGAUGAUGAUGAUGAUGAUGAGUCUGGAAUCGGUUUGUUCCAGAUGCAUCAAGGCACAGCCCCGCUUUCUCACUGUGGAUCCUCAGAAGCUGGACUUGCUGAUGGUCUUGUUGGGGUUUCAUAAUUCUAUUCGGUUGUUUCGAAAUGCAUUCUAAGCUUCACGACCUUCUCAUCAGUGGUUCAAACUGAUGCAACAACUUGGAUGAACAGUUUGGAUGCCUUGCAACAUCUGCUGUGAAUGGUAUUUUUUUAUAUCCCAAGAAAACCAAAUUUAGCUACUUUUCAAUAAAAGCUGUCAUAUUGCAACUAUGGCUUGUUUCAAUGCUUAAGACAUUUCAGCAUUAUUACAGCAUGCUAAGAUUUUAGUUGUGUUUACAGUAAAAACAACAGACAAUCUGAGAUUGCACAUGAGCCUUUGGCUUAUUCUCAGAUUGAUCAGAUCACAGUAUGCAGUAAUUACUCUUGUGUUUGAGCAAAUGUAGGUUAAUGUCUUUUCCCGCUCAUUAAAAGCAGAUAAAGUUUCCGUUGUGACUCACCAGAUGAAUUGUUUUCUCUCAAAUUCACCACAACCGCGUCUGAAGUCAUCAAUAUUCAGCCUGAAUGGUCUGGAUUGAGCAUUAGCUUAUUACAUUAUUUCCAAUGACUUCACUGCACAUCCUGUUGGUUUUUUUUUUCUGUCUCAGCAUUAUGACUCCAUUAGCUCACCAGAUCGACUUCCUGCUGGGAAAUUCAUCACCCGUUGGUCCAAAAUCAAGAUGAGUCAAGAGCUGAAGUAGAAGA